CAUUGUCCAACAUCUUGUUUGUGGUUUACAGUGUUGGCGCUGUUUUUUCGUUUAGCCUGCCGCCAAUUUAAUCUUUUAUCUAUACCUAUAGAUUAAGUCUAUUCUGUGCCUAUACUCUAUUAUAGUGUCUAAUGUCUAGUGCCUUCUGCCCACCGGCCACCGCGUAUGGUACUCUCUCGAUUGUGAUUUGCGUUCUUGACUCUGAUGCUUAGUAUUUCAAUUUCCCCCGUUUUCCGUAUUGUGGUCUCAAACCCGCAGAUCGCUAUUUACUAUGAGCAAGUAAGCGACUACAACUAGAAAACAAUUAUUUGUUUCAGUUGUUAGCCAAUCAAUAUGGAUCUGUUGAUGAAUGAAGUACGAUCAUUACAAUUAAAAAUAGACGGUAUGACCAAGAAACUUGACUCGUUGGAUACAAAAAUCAAUGAAAUAACCGAAUCACAGCAGAUUGGAGGAGGAACGGUUCGCAAAUCUGACAAUUUCAAUAACAUCAUUAUCAGAUUUUUUACCGGCUUACGAAAAUUGACACCUGAAGAAUUAAAGAAGACUCUGGAUGAAGCUAAUGCUAUUCUAAGUACUGUAGAUCCCAUUCUCACAGAUCAAAAUCUUGAACAAACUCUAGAACAGACUGUCUCUAAAGAUAGGUUAAAAAUAAUGUUGAAAGAGGUAUUUGAUUUACUUAAUUCAUUGCACCAUAGUGCCACAGUUGAUGCUUCAACAAGUAUUGAAUCCAGAAAUGAUUAUAAUGAAGACAAAGAGAAAGAAGAGGAGAAAAAAAGAAGAGAAGAAAGAGAAAAGAAAGAGAAAGAAAGAGAAGACAAAGAGAAAAAAGAAAGAGAAGACAUAGAGAACAAAAUAAGAGAAGACAUUGAGAACAAAAUAAGAGAAGAAAGAGAAGAUAGAGAGAAAAAAUUAAGAGAAGAAAGAGAAGACGAGAAGAAAAUACAAUUUUGGAGAAAAUAUAAAAACAAAUACAAUUAUAUCGAGAAACUUAAACUUAAAUUGCCGCCUUUAGACAACUCAGUUAAGGAAACGGAAUCUCUACAAAGUGAUGUAAAUGCCAAUGUACAAAAUGAUUUAAAUGACAAUACACAAAAUGAUGUAAAUGACACUGUACAAAAUGAUGUAAAUGGCACUGCACAAAAUGAUGUAAAUGACACUGCACAAAAUGAUUUAAAUGACAAAACAUAUACUUUAGAUGAUAUUAUACAGAAAUUUGAUGUAUAUGAAAUGUUCAAAAGGAAACUUAAAAAUUCACCAUAUGAAGACCCAUAUUUCAAAAAUAAUGUCAAAAAUUCUAAUUUGCGUUUAACAUUACAAAGUGGUGAAACCAUUGUAAAACCAGUGAGUCAUGUAGCACCUCUUAUAGUACUAAAAAAAUGUGAUGAUUUGUGUCCAAUUCCACUUCAAAAUAAAAAAACUACGGGUAAACAAUUUCCAAGUACUUCGAAACAAGUUUCCAAUACUAAAAAUACAACUACAAAUGUGACCAAAAGAGAAACAAGAGCCAAUAAAACAAUGAAGUUGACCAAUAGUUUCAAUACCAAUGUGAAAGCUAACCAAACCAAAAAAAGAAGUCUGACCAUCAAAAAUAGUAAAUAUGAACCUUCCAAAAAAAAAAGAAAUUAAACAAACCAAUAUCCACUAAUAUUUGUAUUGUAUUAAUUAAUUUAUGAAUUGUUA
Molecule: messenger RNA, 1680 nt
Organism: Myzus persicae (green peach aphid)
Lineage: Eukaryota; Metazoa; Arthropoda; Insecta; Hemiptera; Aphididae
Product: myb-like protein X
Exons: 4
Coding region: 334-1626 (430 amino acids)
Source: RefSeq, a predicted model, not a curated record